This is a messenger RNA of Cryptococcus amylolentus CBS 6039, 6060 nucleotides long. RefSeq lists its product as hypothetical. Lineage: Eukaryota; Fungi; Basidiomycota; Tremellomycetes; Tremellales; Cryptococcaceae. The transcript has 9 exons. The record is from RefSeq and is a predicted model, not a curated record. Bases 1 to 6039 code for a protein of 2012 amino acids.
AUGUACGCUCCACCCGGCGUAGACUCGGAUAGCAGCGGGGAAGAAAUGACGCCACCUCCAACGCCUCCUCCUCCCAAAGCUCCUCGCCCUCACUUCAAAUUCAGCUCCCUCUUCACUCCUACCAGAAAGCUGGAUCUCCCUCCAUCUCCUGCCUCAACGGCAUCGCACGGUAAAACGACAGAGAAACGGGAGGAGCCGGCGAAAGAGGAUGCGAAGAAGGAAGAAAUCAAGCCUACCAAGAAGAGCGUCAGGAUCUUUGCUGGAGAGCUGCUGGGGCAGAAAGGGAGCAGGGCGGAAGGUUUAACGACCACGAGGGGAGAUAGGGUUGAACCCGAGCCGCCGUCACCGCCUGUAGAAGAUGCGUCUUUUGGAGCGCCACAUCCGGAGAUGAUUGACGUGCAACAGGACCAUGCUGAUACCUCCCCGGCCACAGGUGUCGCAAAUGAGGUGUUGGUUUUGCUUCGUCAGCUGGUAGCGGAUACCCACACUAAAGGUAAAGACAGAGACUCCCAUGGCGCUGGCGACGCUGUGGGAAGGUCAUCACCUCAACUGAAAGUCGACAAGGCAGAGCCACCCGCCACUCCUUCAGCGCCCUUCUCGGCACCUCCAAUCCCCACAUUCCAGGCCUUUCCUCCGCAUAUCUGCUAUGGACCUGGACCUUGGAUGGGGUAUGCUCAUCCUGGGUGGGAUGGGCUACAGGGUGCUUACCCUGGGUUCGUGGGAGGACAGCCCGUAAGUGCACCUUUGGGGACGGCAUCCCAAGUCGGAGCGGAUGUCUCCUCACCGACGCCUCCAAUAUCAUCCUGCCCGAACGCCGCCGAAAGAGGUGUCCCAAAAGAAGGGAAAGAAAAGAAGAUCGCGGGUGGUGAUGAGGGCGAGUCGAGUAAGAAGAUUCAAGGACAGUCGGCAAAGGAUGAGCUUGGCGAAAGGAAGACUGAACUUUCUCCGACGCAGAGCUCACAGCUCGUAAAGACAUCAACCCGGCACCCUACCACUUCCGACACACCAAAGUCCUCCACCGACUACUCAGCCUUGAAGAAAUCCCUUGAUCGAUACAAGACCAUGUAUCGAACUGCUGUCAAACGUUAUGAGGCGGGAGGGGAAUCCGAAGAUAUCAUGAAGGAUCUGAAGGCAGAAGUCAAGAUGCUCGAAGUGAAGAUCAAAGAGCUCAAGGCGAAGAUGGAAAAGUUUGAGCGGGCUACAACAUCUGAAACCCCCUUGACCUGCCAGGCCACAGGAGCCAUUGACGGGACUACCGAUAGCCCUGCAUCCGACGCCGCUAAGUCAUCCAAGGAGGCCACCCCUCCCGAUCGUCCAUCGAAUCUCGAAGCCGACGUCGCGCGGUACAAAAGCGAGUACGCGAAACUUUUCAAAAAGUAUCAAGAGGGCGAGGGUGGUGACGACAUGAAAAGCCAACUUAAAGACCAGCUGAAGAAGCUGGAGAGUAAAAUCAAAAAAGCCACCGACGCCCUGGGACAGUCGAAGAAGUCUCGGGAUGCCAAGACCACCUCUGAAACCGGUAGCAACGUGCAAGAAUCCACAUGGGAUGAGCCUUCGGGAUCUACUAACGCCGCCCGGGACAUCUCAGGCGGGUUACCACCCGAAGAAAUUAAGAAACGGCAGGAGAGCUCGCCCGAUAUACCUCCCGCCUCCAAACUCGAAGAUGACAUCAAACAAUGCAAACACGAAUACAGCAAAACCAUGAAAGCGUAUCAAAAGGAUGGGAUUGAGAGCGAGGAAAAGGAAGUUCUGAAAGUCCGGCUGAGGAAGCUAGAGGAGAAAAUCGGAAAGUUGUCGGGUACGGGUGAAGCGAAAAGUCCUCAAGACAGGCCCAUGCCUGCUAAGUCUUCUCAAGACACGUCUGGGGAUCACAAAGUUACAAGCCAAGAUAAGGCCAAAGAUAACACUACAUCUUCUAGCUCAACUAGAGAGCCCGCGACCGAUGAUUCUGUUCCUGCAAAGCCUCUCAAGACCGACAAACCUCCCCCCGACCCUCGUCCCUCGGGAGUUUCGCGGUCAAAGCUUGUUUCCGAUGUGAGCCGGUACAAGAACGAAUACGAAAAAGCGCUCGACAUGUACAAAAAGGGCAAUAUCAGCGACAAAGAUGAGGAGAAGCGCGUGAAAGAGCAGGUCAGAAAUCUGGAAAGCAAAUUUAAAAAGGCUUCGGCUCUGUUGGAACAGGCAAACAAAGAACUAGAGGCGACUAGUGAUGUGAUCGACCAGGAAUCCAAAGAGAAUUUGGAAUCUUCUCAGAUGCCUGCUCCCAAGGUCUCUUCUCGUGCUACUAUGACCCAAUCGCCGCUGAGAGAGCCUCUCCCUGCAGACUCCGUAUCCUCGACUACUGCUUCAUCCGGGCCCCUGUCCUCCAUGCAGAUUCAGUCUGAUAUCAAACGGUACAAGACCGAGUAUGGCAAAGCCCUGGAAUCAUAUCAGAAGACAGACACCGUCGAAAAUGAGAAGAAACGUUUGAAGCACGAGUUGAAGAGGCUGGAAGGCAAAAUCAAUGAGGCGUCAAAACUUUUGGGGCAAGCGAAUGAUAGGGACGACAGGGAAGUAACACUCAAAGAAGGAGCAGCCGGGGCGAAAACGAACCAAAUUCCGAACCCUCCAAGGGAACCAGCCGCUGAUUCUACCGCCCUUUCCUCCAGAGCGGCAAGCAAGCAGCCUGACCGUUCUGACCCCUCAGCAUCAACUAACGACAUAUCUGCCGAGCAGCUGAAGGAAAAGGCAGCCAGAUACGAAACCCAAUAUCGCCAUAUCGUCAAAGCGUAUAAACAGGACUCGCUCCCGGAAGGUGAGAAAAGUCGGCUCGAGGGCGAGAUGAACAAAUUCGAAUUGAAGCUGAAGGACAUCAAUGGGAGACUCGAAGCUGGUCUAGCUACGAAGAUGCCCAAAGACCUUAAGCAGAGUGUCCAAGAGAAGGCCAGGGAGAAGGACGAUGGGAAGGCUGAGGAGAAGACCGACGAGUAUGCUAAAGUCGAACUGGAGAAGAAGACGGACAAGAGGGCAGACGAGAGGGCUGAAGAGACUGUCCAUUCUGUAGUCACAUCAAACCGAGAUACACCUGCGGUCUCCGGCCUUGAUACAGGCAAGUCCCAUGCAUCAGAAUCCGAUAUACCUCCGAAUGCUACCGCGCAAGGUGCUACGAAGUCGCCAUCAUCAUCCCCAAACCUGCAAGAAUAUGUCAAAAAGUACAAGACGGUGUAUGCCCUUGCUGUCAAAGCUUACAAACAAGACGGCUUGUCGGACGAGGAGAGGCGUAAGAGGAAAGAGCAGGUCAGGAGGGCGGACGAGAAGUUGAAAGAGGCUACUCGGGCGCUCGAGAAGAGUGCCUCGGAUGGAGAGACCAGACAGCGUCCUCCAGAGAAGACAAAGCAGCCUGCGGGAGGGGGCGCAUCGACUUCUGAACCCAGCAAAGCACCUUCCAAGUCAUCUUCACCAGUGCCGCCCACUGCAUCUGAUGCCGAGCGUUACGUGGUUCAAUACAAGGCCACUUACCAAGAGGCUAUGAGAGAGUACAAGGCUUCUGGGCUCUCUGAUGAUGAGAGGAAAGAUCGGAAGGAGAAGGUGCGGCGCGCCGAGGCAAAGUUGAAGGAGGUCAUGCAAGCCGUUGCAGAAGAUCCCAAGAAGAUUCAAGAAGGCGGCGUUGACGAGAAGGUGCCGCCACACUUGGGAAAUGCCAUUGAGGUCAAAGGGGAGGCUUUACACACGGAUGUGAAGGUCAAAGCAGACCCGACAGAUGUCAAAUCUCAAGCUUGCGACCAAACGCCGGAGGCAUCUGCAAAAUGCGCCACUUCUUCUGUGAGCCCUAAAGCGCUGCCCUCCAAACAGCCACCUACUUCCCCGCCUUUUACCCAAAACCCAGCCGAGAUGGACAAGCGUCUCAAGCACUACAAAGGCAAAUAUGCUACCCUUGUCAACGCCAUGAAGGAUCAAUCUCUCAGUACCGAAAAGAAAGAAGCAAUGUCGAGAGAAGCGGAGGGGCUGAAAGCGAGGGUGAAGGCUAUGGAAGUGGAAGAGAGAAAGGGAGAGCACCCGAGAGAGGUCAAGGCUGAUCGAACUGGCGCCAAGGCUGACAACUCUGAGUCUGAAGGCAAGUCUGAAGGCAAGACUGAUCGCAGUGACUCAGGCGCAUUGCCGGUUUCUGCCAAACCAGUACGCGCCGACAAGACGACCAUUCUUGCGCAUCACGAAGCAGAGUAUGCUCGUCUCACAAAGUCGAUCAAAGACGACUUGACGGCACAUGACAGGGCAGAAAAGAUCAAAGAGGCUGACAAGCUGAAAUCGAAGAUCAAAUCACUCAUGGCCGACCUCCCAGACUUGACAGGGGACAAAAAACAGGAAACCUUGGCAAGCAAGGAAAAGGCUUUUUGCAAAGCCGGGACCGGCCCGCCUGCUCCAGAGCUGACCCGGGCUCUCGCGCAAGUAGUAUCCGAUGAGGGACGAGACAAACAGAAGGGACCUCAAAAGGGAACAUGGGCACCCCUGAAUAUAACAAAGAGUCAAUCGCCGGCGGACAAGCAGCUGGCCAAGUCUGUCUCGCAAGUCUCUCCCAAACAGCCUCGGCCUCGAGAGAUCUUGCCUACAUCCCAAUCAACCUGGUCCGGCACUCUUGUAUCUCUCGCCAAAUGCAUAGACCUUGCCAACACCAUUCUCAACACCCUCCUCGAAACAACUCCAGAAGGCUCUAGCAUCCUCAGCACCCUCGUUUCGAGAAUCAUGACCAGCCUUCUCAUGCAGCAGGACAUUAUCCAGUCUAUGCGCAAGAUCUUGGGAGAUGAGAACGCAAGGGCAUCUGAGGAGUUUGUGCGCCACUUUAGUGAGGUCAAGAACUUUCUCGAAGGGCUCUAUAUGGGGCAUGGGACUGGAAGAACGAAAGAGGUGAGGGAAGAGAAUCUGGAGAUCGUGUCGAUCCAGAGCAUCAUUGAGUAUCUACUGGGAUUGACAGACUACCUGACGCCGGGGAUGAUUGCUGUGGCCAGACGUACAUUUGACGCAUGGCGAACGGAUGGCUUUACUCUGCAAAGUUUUGUUCAAGCCAUCAUGGGGGUUAGGAAGGAGGUGCGAGCCAUACAUGAUUUGAAAGCCCGCGGAAGAGAAGAAGAUGGCGCACAAAAGGCGAAAGGGCUGAUAAGUGUCCUGGACAUGCUCUUGGCGUUCAUCUCCCCCGAGACUUAUCAACAAGAUGAAAGGGAGCGAGAAGAACCCAUCGCAGUCUCGCAAACAAGGGAGGUCCAUCGGUCUUCAAAACGCCUAACGUAUAUCAAGGGUGUGUCACCAGACACAGACUCCUCGAAAGCACUUGGUUCGAGCGAAACCGAGCACCACCAUACUGUCUCUGAUAUUUUGCACCUCCCUUUCCGCCACCGAGAUUCCUCUACCUCAUCUACUGCACCCUCUGCCACGCGAAGUGGGCCGAAGCAAAUCGUGAUGACGGCCGAAGAGCACGUUCACCACAAUUCCAAGGCGGAUAUAUCCCACUCGCCCCUGAAACUUCCUCAGAAGACUCAGAACUUUUUGAACGGAAGUGGUGAGCCACCUCAGAUUCUAGGACAAGACACAAAGUCGCCGCAGAAUCUAACGUUCAGUGAUGAUGAACGGCAUAGAAGGCUGCAUAGGGAAGGGUCGACCGAUACUGACAUCUCACCUUCGCGAGUGAUCACUUUCAACUCUUCAUCUCUCAAUUCUCCGAGAUCUCCGGUUCCGAACGCACCUGGAGACGACAUAUGGUCCGCUCCCUCCAGAUACUCCCAAUCAUCUGCAAGUAGUUCAUUGACGGCCACUACUGACGGCACUGUCAAGUCUGACCGACAUGCUGCUCGUCUCUUGGCGCAAGCUGACAGCGGGCCGUUACCUGUCAGACAUGAUGAGAGAGACGAGGUAGAUGAUAUGCCGAACGAGGAACAGCUUGAGCCGAGUGCUGAGGAAGUGAAGAGGGCGGAGGAUGUGUUGUACAACAAGGCGUUGUCACCUGGAGCUCCUGUCAGGCCAGCCAGGCGGGUGGCGGAUAGGUUAAAGGAGGCCACCAUGGGUGGCUAGACGAUGCAUACAUACUGUACG